Molecule: messenger RNA, 1518 nt
Organism: Chaetomium strumarium
Lineage: Eukaryota; Fungi; Ascomycota; Sordariomycetes; Sordariales; Chaetomiaceae
Exons: 3
Coding region: 329-1420 (363 amino acids)
Source: RefSeq, a predicted model, not a curated record
CAUGCCUUUUGUCGUCCCUACGGCAAGGCCAUAUUAUUUACGGAAACCCCUGAGCAAAAUAGGUAGGUGCCCUCGUAUCUACAGAGCCUGGUCGUGGUAUGCCCCAAGGACGGGCAGGUUUGCUCUUAUUAACAUACUAUAGAAUUCCCGCUCAUUGCUCUAGCCUCACUUUUAUUCACCUCUCACUGUUCAUGCACACCUUUAACCACCAGAGGUCAAUUAGAACGGCCCCAGCACCCUACCAGAGCCCGAUUAUCAUACCUCUCUCGACCAGACAUCUCAAAAAUACCAAAGUAAAACCCGGAUCUGUCUACCUACCUAACCAAAAAUGGACCCUCUGAAAUCGUCCCUCCCCCCUGCCCCUCCCAUCUCCCUCCGCACCAUGCAAAUGGCAGGCCUCCUAGUCGACGUCUACGGCCUGUCCGAACUGCCCCCGACCGCCACGCACAUCUCCUGUCUCUGGCUGCACCACCCGCGCACGAAGAGCAAGGAGACCAUGGGCGACUUUGCCGCGCGGUGCGUUGCGGCAUGGUAUUCUAAUUCAAGCGCUCCGGGACCGGCGGCGGGAGGGGCCGCCGCCCAGCAGGGCCCGGGAAGCAGGGGGCUGGUGGCGCUUGCCUAUGACCAACGGAAUCACGGCAGUCGAGCGGUGGACGAGAAGGCGAAUGGGUCGUGGCGCGAGGGGAACGCGAUGCAUGCUGUUGAUAUGUUCGGUGUGAUUGCGGGGAUGGUGGCGGAUCAGAGGGUUUUGUUGGAUCUGGUAGAAGGGUACCUCCUUCACGAUGAUACUGAGGGCAAGAGGACGAUCGAUCAGCACCUCGCGCUGGGAGUCUCGCUGGGCGGACACAGCGUGUGGCAGUUGAUGUUCGCGGAACCGAGAGUGACGGCGGGGGUGGUGGUGAUUGGUUGCCCGGACUAUAUGAACCUCCUAUCUGACAGGGCAAGGCUCUCAAAGCUCGCCACUUACUCAGCCCAGGACAAGGGUGCCUCAUUUUUCGGCAGCAAGGACUUCCCCCCGUCCCUGGUUGAGGCAUGCAAGAAAUUCGAUCCGAAGGGCAUCCUUCUCGGUACUUCCGCCGUUCCAGAUGUGCAAUCAUCAGGAGUCGAGGAGGAACCUGCCCGGAGGAUUGCGCAAACGCACCUGCGUGGCAAGAAAUUCCUGCUCUGUUCCGGAGGCGACGACAAGCUCGUGCCAUACCGGUGCUCCGAGCCGUUUCUAAAGUGGUUCAAGCAAGCGACAGAGACCUGGUUGAAGGAGGAGAGAGUCUCGGUCGAUGAUAGAGUCUACCCCGGGAUCGGCCACACAUUCAGUAAGGACAUGGUUACGGAUGCGGUGAGCUUUAUAGUGGACGCUGUUGCCAAUGCAGAACGGAGUGCAUCAGCAAGCGGAGGUGACGAACAGCGUACCUCCAAGAUCUAGAAGAAGCUGCGAACUCACACUCUACCAAAGGGCGUUCUAGGGGAGAGUUGGGAAUGCAUGUUGCUGAAUCGGAUAUGAAGAACGCGUACUGUUGCGCG